UAUUCCCCAAGGGGUUCAACAGGACAUAUACUCCGAAGUCCACAACAGACCAAAGAAAAUACCGCUAACAAACGCCAGCCUGUGUGUGGAUUUGACGAUGGACGGCAUAAAUAUUACGCACGGAUCCGUGCGCAUAAACGAGACGCACCGGGGAAUCGCUUUACCCAUCUUUAUGUUUGCUGGAGGUGCUAUUGGGAAUAUAGUUGCGAUAAUCGUUCUUUCAGUAUCAAGACAGGAGAGGAAAUCUUCAGCUUUCUACACUCUGGUGUGCGGUCUGGCAGUGACGGACCUGCUGGGCACAUGUCUGGCUAGUCCGUUCACCAUUGCCAACUACCUGGACCCGCAUGUGCUGACGAACGACCACCUCUGCGAGUUUGACUCCUUUUUGUUGCUGUUUUUUUGUGUAACCGGUCUCAGCAUCAUAUGCGCCAUGGCUGCCGAGAGGUACCUGGCUAUAUGCUGCCCCUACACCUAUCAGCGGUGGGGGGUGGACCGACGCUUUGCUCAAAAGUUUCUUCUCGGCAUUUAUAUCAGUAACACCCUCUUCUGCUGCCUCCCGAUGAUGGGCAUGUCGAAGAGCCAGCUGCAGCCAUCCGGCACCUGGUGCUUCAUCGACUGGCGUGCGCAAGAGCCAGUGGCCGCAAUUUACUCCAUCCUGUACGGCGUGGUCAGCGUGCUGCUCAUCCUGGGAACCAUCGUGCUGAACCUCGCGGUGUGCGCCGCGCUGCUGCUGAUGCGCCAGAGGACCGUGCAGCGGCCCGUCACCAGAGCCAGCGUCAGGGAGCGAUGGAGGGCAUUGUCCUCCGCCGCAGAGACCCAAAUGAUGACGGUGCUGUUGAUGACCUCCGCGGUGGUUCUGGCCUGCUCAGCCCCACUAGUGGUCCGAGUGUUUGCCAACCAGUUCAUGAUGAAAAACUCUGAUGCUGACCUGGCUGCCAUCCGGAUAGCCGCCGUUAAUCCCAUCCUCGACCCCUGGAUCUACAUCCUCCUCAGGAGGUCACUGUUUCGCCGGUUGCUCAGUCUGUCGAGGCGAGGUAGCAGCACCCGCAGCAGUUCCCCCAUACCAACCAUGAUAUCAACACAAAGAAAUUUGUUUUAUCCUGAAAUCAUGAAGGACAGCCAUGUGUUUACUCAGCUCAUGCGUAACACCAACAUCCUCACUCAGCUGCCUUACACCGUCAAGUUCACACGGCAGGAUGCAGAGAGCCUCCACCAGACUUAAAACACUGCAGACUGAAGAUGUUUAUGACAGUUGUGUGAAUGUUUGCUGCUUUGUUCCGCUGCAAGUAGCUUGAUGCAAGGAAACAGACUCUGUUAAAGAGCUGACAAUGUAUCUGGUCCCACAGCUGGACAGGACCCUUAAAAACUCUGAAGGGAUUAUUUAUUAAAUGAAAGUGGAGGGCUGCUCUGAUUGGAUCUGUGACGAGGAGGGCUAAUGAGGAACACGAAGUUACUUGACUCUGAUGUUUCUAUUUAAGAGAAACACUAAGACUCUGCUCAACUAAUCUAAACUCACUCCUCUGUAUGUUAAUUAAUCAGUUGGAUGUUAGGAACAGUAGACACAGCAGAUAAAUCUACACUUUCAUUCAGAGGUAGUGCUCAAACUGACCAGUGACUCCUGGGGAGUCUGUUGUUGAAAAUCAUAUUUUCAUCCAACAGAAAUUAUAGCACAUGGGACAUUGUCAGCAUAUUUUGGAUAACUGAAAAUUAUCACAACAGUUUUUUAUGUGAGCUGUCCUCAGUUACGGCUCUGUUCUUAAAAAUCUCUUCCAGAGUUAUUUUUGUGGCUGAAGAGGCAUCUGAAACACUUAUGAGCUUAUGCAUAUGAG
This is a messenger RNA of Scomber scombrus (Atlantic mackerel), 1829 nucleotides long. Its product is annotated as prostaglandin E2 receptor EP4 subtype-like. Gene Ontology annotation, biological process: positive regulation of cytosolic calcium ion concentration; adenylate cyclase-activating G protein-coupled receptor signaling pathway; negative regulation of inflammatory response. Gene Ontology annotation, molecular function: prostaglandin E receptor activity. Bases 98 to 1222 code for a protein of 374 amino acids. The transcript is spliced from 2 exons. Gene Ontology annotation, cellular component: plasma membrane. NCBI's taxonomy places the organism in Eukaryota, Metazoa, Chordata, Actinopteri, Scombriformes, Scombridae. The record is from RefSeq and is a predicted model, not a curated record.